UUAACAUAAGGUUGGUCAUUGGCUGAUAUGAGAUUAUUUCACCAGGAUGUCUUUAGUGUGUACAAUUAUUGUGUUAUUCCUAGAGUAGAACCAACUUGCCUUUAAUGUUCUUUAUGCUCGUAUAUUUUUCGCCUUGAAAGAGUCAAUAAAUCGAUCCUUCCAGGUAAAACAAAAAAAAAAAGACGCUUUUAGCCAUAAACAGAAAUUGCGUGUUUUUUUUUUUUUUUUUUUUUUUUUUUUUUUUUUUUUACAUUGUUAAACAUAAAAUAACUUUCUUUAUUAUUUAGUAUAGCAUAUUAUGAGAUAUGGAUGUAGAGUAUAAUGAAAAAAUGCACAGCUAGGGUAUAAUUUUAUUAGAAGAAUGUAUUUCCAUAGUUUAAAAGAGGAAUGUGCAAUCAUAGUUAAAUAAAGGCAUGGUUCAAUGGGGCGAUGGUACAGCAAUAUUCCAAUAUGGGAAUGUACAGCCAUAGGUUAAUAUAGGAAUGUACAUAAAUUGUUCAAUAGAGGCAAGAACAUCCAUGUUAAAACGCAUAUAAAUCAGUGGUUCUCAACAUUUCUAAUGCCGCGACCCUCAUGUUGUGGCGACCCCCCGAAGAGAAAAUUAUUUUCCUGGCUACUUCAUAGCUGUAAUUUUUCUUCUGUUAUGAAUCGUAAUGUAAAUAUAUGAUAUGCAGGAUGUAUUUUCAUUGUGACAAAUUAAACAUAAUUAACGGAUAUUGAUUAAUCACAAAAUAAAUAGGUAGUUAUAUAUUGUGAAAUAUUUAUUUUUAAUUACAAAUAAAUGCAAUUUUUGUCUUGAAGCAUGGUGUAACAUGUGUAACUGUCUUAAUUUAACAACAGUAAACUAGAUUGCUACAUUUUGAGACAGUAUGCGUAAAAAGCCAACGUCAGUGCGAAGGUUGAGGUUGUUUUUUUCUUGCCAGAACAGAAAUUCUCGGGUCAGUCUUUGCAAGAGCACCACGAAGAUGAUCUUCCACAACAAGUCUACUUCUGUAUUUAGACUUGAUAACCAACAAGCUGGAAAACCCUGUUUCACAAAGAAGUGUUGUUGGAAAUGAAAGAAGUUGGUGCAACACAGUCUCAGACAGAACUGGAUAUGACUGCAAACACUUGAUCCAGAAUUUUGUAACUGGCAUUGUAGAGAAAUCAGUUUUCGCUUCAUAGCUGUUAAUAAGUACAAUGAACUCAUCUUGUGUUGACUCAGGAAUAUCUUCAACUUUGACUGUGAAUGGACUUCUGGCAAGUCCAAAUGGGGUGUCAGGUAGAUUUGGAAAGUAAGAUGAAAUUUCGUAUGUAAGCAUGUGCAAGUCUUCCUUCGCAGAAUUAUCAUCGUAAUCCAUUUGUCUGGUUCAAUGUCAUGUUCUUCAAAGAAACCAAGCUGUAUAGGCAACAUGUAAAUUUUAUUUUGCCAAAGCUGAAAUUAAAAUUAAAAUGAUCGCACAUUUUCAGACAAAUCGAGGGAUGUUGCUUUGGUCCUUGCAGCGAUAACUUUAACUCAUUCAAGAUGGUAAAGAUGUCAACCAAGUCAGCUAUUUUCUUUAGUUCACUUUUAUCACUAAAAAGUACUUUGAACUGCGGUCUUGCUUUCUGAUUGAAAAAAUUUUUGUGUUCAUCCCGAAGGUCAAAAAAACGUUUUAAAACGUGUCCUUUGGACAACCAUCUGACUCCAGUAUGAAAUAGCAAAGCGUUGUUCCGUGCAUAAACUCGUUACACAGUUGCGAAAGCAGACGACUGUUUAAGGUGCUCGCCUUUACAAAAAUUAACAGAACUGAUGACGCUUUUCGUUAUCUCUUGUAACUCUUGUGGCAGCGUCUUCGUUGCUAAUAUUUGCCGAUGAAUCAUACGGUGAGUUCUGAUGACUUUUGGUGGCUCAUUCAGUACCAAAUGUUAAAAUCCAGAUAUGCAUCCUAGUAUAGCUAGGGCACCAUCUGUUCAAACACCACACACUUUGUCCAAACAGAUCGUGUGGUAGAAAUCCUAGCGCAGCUGGAGCCACAUCAGGGCAAACACCAAAACAUCCUCUUCCAAAGAGAUCUUAUGAUCUUUCAGAAAUAAACCCAACUGUGUCAAAUACAUCACGUGCAGUGGUUGUCGUUUCAAGAGGUUUGCACCCAGCUUUAAAUUCGCCAUCAUCGAACAUAAUACCUCACGUAAACUACUAACUGAGAAUAGUUUUCAGCGUCUCUUGUUUCAUCUAGCUGGAUAUUGAUGGUGACGCAGAUUGAAUUUCCUGGAUGACCUGAUCAAGAAUGUCAACAGACAUGUCAUCUCCUCUCCUGAGGACAGUGCCGUUAGAUAAGGAAAUUGCACUCGGUUUCCAAACAAAUUCGCGCGACCCCACAUGUUGAGAACCGCUGGUGUACGUGCAUGCAUAUAAACGUACAUUUGUACAUACACCCCAGGGUUCAACACUCAUUGUAUCAGAAAUGUUUAGCAAAUGUAUAUAUAUUAUAAACAUACAGUUAUUGGAUAAAAAUUUUUAAAGCUGUUAUUAUUAUUUUACAGUCUUUCGACGAAUAUAAAAUGUAGACAUUGUAUUAAUAUUUAGAAAUUAUAAAAUAUUAUUUAAAGACAAUAUAAAAUAUUAAUAUACAGCCAAUAUAAAAAUUAAUGUAAAGACGUUAUAAGAUAUUAAUGUAUAGACACUUUACAAUAUUAAUUUAAAAACAUUAUAAUACGAAUUUUGUAUUCUUUAGAAAAUAUUAAUUAAAGACAUUAUACAAUAUUAAUUUAAAAACAUUAUAAAUAUGUAUAAAAAAGCCAUUAGAAAAUAUUAAUGUAAAGACAAUAUUAAUUGUCAUUACAAAGCCAUUAAUCAAAUAUUAAUUUAAAAUUAUUAUAAAAUUAAUGUAAAAAUUUUGUAAAUAUUAAUUAAACGACUUGAUAAAAUGUUAAUGUAAAGCUAUGUCUGUGAUGUUAACGUACAUUUUUUAAAAAUAGAUUUCCUAUCACAAAUAAUGUAAAUAAAGCUGUCGUAGAUCUGUGUUUGAGCUGUAUUUGAGCUGUAUUUAAGCUGUAUUUGAGGUGCAUUUGAGGUGUAUUUGAGCUGUAUUUGAGCUGUAUUUGAGCUGUAUUUGAGCUGUAUUUGAGCUGUAUUUGAGCUGUAUUUGAGCUGUAUUAGAGCUGUAUUGGAGCUGCAUUGGAGCUGUAUUUGAGCUGUAUAUUAUUAAUGUUCCCGUUUCUCAAUCCUUUGACAGCCGGGAUGUCCUCAAUGAAAUUGGUCCUGGUCCUUGUGUUGUUCUGCUCAGCAGGACAUGUUUCAGGCAAGUCUGGGAUUAAUUUAUGCACUAGUGUCAGUUUUAGUUGAAAAGAAUAUCCCCAUGACAUCCACAUAUUUCUCUUUUUGUAACGACUUAACAUAAUUUAUACAUAUAUAUAUAGAUAGAUAGAUAUAGAUAUAGAUAUAGAUAUAGAUAUAGAUAUAGAUAUAGAUAUAGAUAUAGAUAUAGAUAUAGAUAUAGAUAUAGAUAUAGAUAUAGAUAUAGAUAUAGAUAUAUAGAUAUAUGUUUAAACCUACUCUUAGAGGCUGUUAAUCAAUAACAUAAGAAUAUAAUGGCACGUCACGUGAUUUCACGGCAUGUGAACUCAUUGAUCUAUCCGACAGUACCAGAGGCCGUCACUAGCGUCUAUUUUAACCUUCGACUUCUCUCUAAUGACAUCUAAUGUUACUCCAGUCUUUUGAUUCAAGCUUCAACAUAACUUGUUUUACUAUUUCAUUAAUGUAUCCAACAUUGCUGAGCAAUGUAUACUCAUUGAUAUAUCCGGCAUUGCUUAGAUUACUUCAUCUUUACGUCUUAGAGUUAUUAGAAUAAUUGAUUAAUUUUUUUUUUACACAUUAGUGUUUUGAUUUCUAUAAUAAAUGGAUUUGUGUAAAAAGAAAUGGGACUGUAAGAUGAAAUGCCAUUGCCACAUGACAUUUCAACACGAGGCUUGACAGCCCAGAUGACCUGCCAAUCGUUCAUUAAAUUAUGCUUCAUUUGUAAGGAAAAAUGGCGGAAACUCAAAUUCGCCCUGGGCUUGGACAAAUGUAGCUACGCCACUUGCUUAAGUCUUGUGUUAAACAUAUUUAGUUUUGGUUUAUGCUUACAUUUUGACCCAAUCGACCGUGACUUUCCCCACAAAACAGACUCGAUUAUGUGCUUCCAGUGUGCCUCAACUGGUCCUGAGGAUAAGUGUAUAUGGGACACUGAAGGGCUCAUCAACUCCUCGUUAGGCAUCAGCCAUGGCUACGACAAGGAUUGUAACGAUGCUUACGAAGCAUGGGACAGGUGUAUGAUAGAAAGCGUUGAAUAUCAAGGUGAGGACAGGUGUAUGAUAGAAAAUGUUGCAUAUAUAUGUGAUAUAUUUCAUUACUUCAUACUUUUGACUAAAUUAAAAUCAAUGAUUAAUAUCAUUUAGUUAUUUCAUGAGUGUACUCAAGAAAAAUACCUACAAGUCUAUAAGACUUCCAAACAGAAAAAGGGACCGUUGGCUAAGCAAUGUACUAAGGACCCUUAUUCCUCUCUAACGUAUUGAAGCGAUGUUAGGAAAAAUUAUUUGCCCAAGAAUAUCCUAAUUGUUAUGGCGAGUGUUUCAGAAUGUCCUAUUGUCAGGGCCAGUGUUUCGGAAUGUCCAAUGUGUUAAGGCCAGUGUUUCGGAAUGUCCAAUGUGUUAAGGCCAGUGUUUCAGCAUGUCCUAAAUGUUAUGGCUAGUGUAUCAGAAUGUCCUAAAUGUUAUGGCUAGUGUAUCAGAAUGUCCUAUAUGUUAUGGCGAGUGUUUCAGAAUGUCCUAUAUGUUAUGGCGAGUGUUUCAGAAUGUCCUAAAUGUUAUGGCGAGUGUUUCAGAAUGUCCUAAAUGUUAUGGCGAGUGUAUCAGAAUGUCCUAUAUGUUAUGGCGAGUGUUUCAGAAUGUCCUAAAUGUUAUGGCUAGUGUAUCAGAAUGUCCUAAAUGUUAUGGCUAGUGUAUCAGAAUGUCCUAUAUGUUAUGGCGAGUGUUUCAGAAUGUCCUAAAUGUUAUGGCGAGUGUUUCAGAAUGUCCUAUAUGUUAUGGCGAGUGUAUCAGAAUGUCCUAAAUGUUAUGGCGAGUGUUUCAGAAUGUCCUAAAUGUUAUGGCUAGUGUAUCAGAAUGUCCUAAAUGUUAUGGCUAGUGUAUCAGAAUGUCCUAUAUGUUAUGGCGAGUGUUUCAGAAUGUCCUAAAUGUUAUGGCGAGUGUUUCAGAAUGUCCUAAAUGUUAUGGCGAGUGUUUCAGAAUGUUCUAUGUGUUAUAACCAGUGUUUUUGAAUGUCCUAUGUGUUAUAACCAGUGUUUUUUAAUGCCCAAUGUGUUAUAACCAGUGUUUUUGAAUGUCCUAUGUGUAAUAACCAGUGUUUUUGAAUGUCCUAUGUGUUAUAACUAGUGUUUCAAACAAUUUUUUGUAGAUGUGUGGCUCAGGCGGUGGGAGGUGGGGGAGAGAACAGGGCGUCUAUCAGUUGCUCAGGUUAUAUAUCAGUCAGCCAGGGUAUCUAUCAGCAGCUCAGGGCAUCCAUUAGUCGCUCAGGUCAUCCAUCAGUCGCUCAGGACAUUGAUCAAUCACCCAAGGCAUCCAUCAGUCAUCCAGGGCACCCAUCAGUCUAUCAGGGCAUCCAUCAGUCAUCCAGGGCGACCAUCAGUCACCCAAGGCGUCCAUCAGUCGAUCAGUGCAUCCAUCCAUCAGUCACCCAGGUCGACCAUCAGUCAUCCAGGGCGUCCAUAAGUCACCCAGGGCGUCCAUCAGUCAUCCAGGGCGUCCAUCAGUCGUUCAGGGCAUACAUAAGUCACUCAGGUCAUCUAUCAAUCGCUCGGGGCAUCUAUCAGUGACCCAGGGCAGCUCUCUAUUGCUCAUGGCAUCUCUCAUUUGCUCAGGGCAUCUAUCAGUUGCUUAGGGCAUCUCUCAGUUGCUCAGGACGUCCAUCAGUCGCUCAGGGCAUCUAUCAGUCCCUCAGGGCAUCUAUCAGUUGCUCAGGGCAUCUCUCAUUGUCUCAGGACAUCGCUCAGUUGCUCAGGGCAUCCAUCAGUCGUUCAGGGCAUCUAUCAGUCGCGCAGGGCAACUAUCAGUUGCUCAGGGCGUCCAUCAUUCACUCAGGGCGUCCAUAAUUCACUCAGGGCGUCCAUCAGUCACCCAGGGCGUUCAUCAGUCGCUCAGGGCAUCCAUCAGUCGCUCAGUACUUCUAUCAGUGACCAAGAACUUCUCUCAGUUGCUCAGGGCAUCUAUGAGUUACUCAGGGUAUCUAUCAGUUGCUCAGGGCAUCUAUGAGUUACUCAGGGUAUCUAUCAGUUUCUCAGGGCAUCUAUGAGUUACUCAGGGCAUCUAUGAGUUAAUCAGGGCAUCUAUCAGUUGCUCAGGGCAUCUAUGAGUUGCUCAGGGCAUCUAUGAGUUACUCAGGGUAUCUAUCAGUUGCUCAGGGCAUCUAUGAGUUACUCAGGGCAUCUAUCAGUUACUCAGGGCAUCUAUGAGUUACUCAGGGUAUCUAUCAGUUGCUCAGGGCAUCUAUCAGUUGCUCAGGGCAUCUAUCAGUUACUCAGGGCAUCUAUCAAUCAACCAGGGCGAUCUCUGACUCUAUCGCCACCGCCAAACAUAAACAUAACUUCCUUCGGAUUUCGUCAACCCCUUAAGGUACGCCUUUUGCCCCACCUUAGUUACGCCUCUUGAAUUUGUAUAGUUCAACUAAUGUUAACUAACAGGGCUGCAACACCAAGAAAAUUACCUACGACAGACAGAACCGUCGUCCUUAGGCAAAGUAAUCAAUAUAUGGGUAGUUGGAUAGAGGGACGUAUGGAUAGAUAAAUAGAUGGAUGGAAAGAUGGAUGGAUGGAUAGAUGGAUGGAUGGAUAGAUGUAUGGACGGAUAGAUAGAUGGAUGGAUGGAUUGAUUGAUUGAUGGAUGGAUAGAUGGAUAAAUAGCUAGGCAGAUUUUGAACACAGUAAACGGUAGAUCGUAGCAAACCUUCUUUGCAUGAGGGUAACAUCUCCCAGGAGAUAAAACUUUAACGUGCCUUAUAAACAAACUAGUUAACGAUGACUUGCGACAGAAGAUUAUGACACCUUUAUACAUGUAUUAGUGAAAUAUGUUUUGGGUUAGAAUGUUAAUUUUGUAACAAUUUAUUUAACCUUGCGAUAAGUUUGUUUCCAUUUUUUUAAUUGUAUUUCACUAACUCAAAUAGCAUGCAUAAAAAUAAAUACAUUUUGUAUAAUCAAUUAAUUAAAGGCCUUUUCUCCCCUUCUCUGUAGCGAAGUACGGGUAUAUUUACUAGUACCGUAUAAAGGGAAUUGAAAUUUGUCUGAUCCCAUGGACGCUAUGUAUCUUUAUCUCCAGAGAAAGUGACCGUGUUCCAUCGAGGUUGCCACGACGGCAAAAACUUUCCCCUCCAUUUCAACAACUCCCGCUUCAUCAACGUCGCCCCGGACAACGCCACCACCUGUGCGUACGUCACCGCGGUGAAGAAGCUCGUCUGCUACACGUUCUGCAUGACCGACUUCUGCAACGGGCCUCAACCGGAAGUCAAGAAGCCGUGCAGGAAUGUCACAGAGUACUACUACGACUCGUACUACGACGUGGACCUCAGCGAGGAGUACGAGAUUUGUGGCGCCCUGGGGCAGCGUGGGGUCAGUGCGUGGUUGCACGCCCUCGCCGUGAUUGUCUGCGUGUUCUCUGUGACAUAUAUGCUGUAGAUCGCAAGUGGCUUUAUUUAAAACAUCUUGGUUUAAGGAGCUGACAGUUGAAAAAAAAAAGAUGAAUGAAAGGGAGGUAGAAUGAUGGACGAUAAGGUGAGAGAAUGCUGGAUGACCAGGUGUGAGAAUGGUGGAUGACCAGGUGAAAGAAUUGCGGAUGACCAGGUGAGAGAAUGGUGGAUGACCAGGUGAGAGAAUGGUGGAUGACCAGGUGAGAGAAUGGUGGAUGACCAGGUGAGAGAAUGCUGGAUGACCAGGUGUGAGAAUGGUGGAUGACCAGGUGAAAGAAUUGCGGAUGACCAGGUGAGAGAAUGGUGGAUGACCAGGUGAGAGAAUGGUGGAUGACCAGGUGAGAGAAUGGUGGAUGAACAGGUGAGAGAAUGGUGGAUGACCAGGUGAGAGAAUGGUGGAUAAAAGGGCUGUAGAAUGGUGUAUAUAUAAAUAUAUCAUGGUGAGUGAAUAAGGGAUGAUCAGGCAAAGAAAAUUAUGGAUGACCAGUUGAGAGAAUGACAGAUGUGAGAAGGGUGGACUGUUAGGUGAGGAAUUUACAUGUGAGAUAAUAGUUGACGGCCAGGUGAGAGAAUGUAGGAUGGUCCUGUAGUUAUGUGACAGAAGGAUGGACCAUCCUCACCUGAAGAACUCUUCCUCUAAGCCAGUUGUAAAAAAUCAAACAAUUAUACAUGGUUUGAACUGUUGCAGUGGCGUAGCUAGGGUUGGUGUCAUCGGUGCGGUAAACCAAUGACUGUCCCUCCCCCGACUUCCACGAUGAAUUUCUUCUUGUUAAAAUAAGGCCACAGUAUAACAAUGACAAGAGCAAAAAAAAAUUAUGUGAAGGUCAGGUGAUAAAUGUGUUUAAGAACCGUAACAAGUGCUUAGGAUUGCAGAUUGGCAUCAAUGGAAAGCUGUAUUUCUCAGGAUGUACAUAAAUAAAGCUUCCUGUUACGAAAGUUACUGUACACUUCAAUCGGCGUUGAAUCAUGAUCAAAGUGGUGUUUUUCUGACCAAAUAAUAGGUCACCUCAUUUCUGACGCAUCGACCUUGAACUUUUAGUCAAGCACGCACGUGGAUUGGUUGCAUGUGUGGUAAAUUUAUGAAUGAUCGGUUAUCCUGUUUUCAAACGGUUGGACCAAGCAGUGUGUGUUCUGUAAAUAUGCAAUUUUUCAAUUUGGUGUCAGCCCCCAUGAGAUGGUGUCACCCGGUGCGGUUUGCAAACACCUCCCCCCCCCCCCUUGAACCCCUUAGCUACGCCACUGUGUACUACCUACUACUCUUUUAAUCAUAUUUGACUUAUCAAAAUGAAAACGCCACAUCUCCCAUCUAGCCUCUGACAAAGUAAUAUCAGAUCUUACAUAUUUAUCAUAUGUGUAACAAUAAGCUCACAAUCGUAACGUGUACAAAACUGACCCCCCCCCCACACACACACACAAAAUGAGUUAAUGCAAGCUAUCAACAUUAUAGUUUCAUAUCAAGAUUUAACUGUUCGGUAAAUUAAAUGAUUUGUCUUCUAGCGUGUAAAAUACGGAAGGAUGCUUUUUUUUUUACAAUUUUUGAUUUUCUGUGUUUAGAGCAACGAUAAGCGUAAGACAUUUGUGUACAAUUUUUAUCAUAUUCAAAUUGUGAGCUUUCCAUUACAUAUAGCAUAUUUUCUGUUAAAAAAUAUCCUUAUUAUUUAUAAAAGUAUCUGUUUCAUUUACAUCGUAAUAUUUAUGCUAUUUUUGUUUUCAUGUUUCUAUAUUUUUCAACUAAUGUAUUACAUAAGUGAUUUCCCUUUCCAUAUUAUCUCAUAUGUGUAUUUCACUUCAGCAUUCAAAUGUGUAUAUCCUUCAAUUAUGUCAUCGGUGUUUCUCUCAGACAAUUUUAUUCGCGGAGGUGGUCGGGGUGGCAUUUAAUUUUUUCUGAUUGUGCUAUGGAUCUGGUCAGAGGCGCAGCAAAGGGGGAGGGGGGCAUGGGGUAAAAAAUGUCCCCGGGUGCCAGACUAGCGGGACCGCUAAAAAGGGCGUUGAUGGUAUUCAACGGGUGAAGAUAAAAGGUUUAAUAGGGGGUGGCGUAAAAUUGAAGCUUGUCAUCUGGUUCCAAACACUCUAGAUACGCCUCUGCCAGUGGAAAUUUAAAAAAAAAAAUUAUCUUUAUCUUUUUUAUUUUUUUUGAGGGGGUGGUGUGGUUGUUUUGGUGCUCCGCUGAGCUGUUAUUUACUUAAUAUGGAGGAGAUACGGCUUUUUCACAAAACUGUUGAGUCAUUAUUGGCAUUGAAUGUAGGGUGGCAAAAUCUUGGCCGUCUCAGGGCGGCACUUAGACUAGACACGCCCCAAGAGAAGACUUGCCAUCCAAAACGAGUCUAAGCAAGUCAAAAAAAAAAAUAAUCAAAACAAAAUAUAUAAUUAAGUUUAGGCUACAUUCAAAUCGAAUACUUUGGCUACAGAGAGUGGUCAUCUGUAUUUCCGAAAGUCUUUCUUGCUUUAAUGCAGUUUAAUAAAACGUAAAUUCUUUUUUUUUAUUGCGUUUCAACUCGACUGUAUUAGAAAAUAUAUAUUUUUUGUUUUUUUUCUUUAGGAGAAUGAAUUCAAAAGUUAUAGAAUUUCCAAUUUAGUUAAUAUAGGGCGAUACAUUUUCGUUUUCCUGUUGUACACAAUUUUCUCCGGGGGGAGGGGGGGGGUCUUUGAAUUUCUCCAGGAGACCAUUGCUCCCCCCCCCCCCCCCCAUUUUUUUUUUUUUUUCUUUAGGAAAAUGAAUUAAAAAUUUAUAGAUUUUCCAAUUUAGUUAAUAUAGGGCGAUACAUUUUCGUUUUCCUGUUGUACACAAUUUUCUCCGGGGGGAGGGGGGGGGUCUUUGAAUUUCUCCAGGAGACCAUUGCUCCCCUCCCCCCACCCCGUUUCCUUGGGAGAAAUGCCUGAAAUAAAAACCGUUUAUCAUUAAGAUCGAUCACUUCUGUCUUUAAUUUCUCGAACAUUCAUUUUAUAUACUCCCAAAUAAACAAAAAAUGUAUACAUAAUUUGCCAAUGUAGAUGUCUUACGCUCGGAUUCUAAAGACAAUGGUUGUGAUUUUAUAUUAUACUAGGGAAAUCGAAGUUAAAUUGAAUCUGAUCAAAUAUAUAUGCAUUGCAUUUAUGCAAUGAUGUGUAAUCUUUAUUAACAUGUAUUAUAUUUUAUACAUUAGCAAUAAAUUUAAUGUAGACAU
This is a messenger RNA of Lymnaea stagnalis (great pond snail), 10839 nucleotides long. NCBI's taxonomy places the organism in Eukaryota, Metazoa, Mollusca, Gastropoda, Lymnaeidae. The record is from the annotation of a GenBank genome assembly.